Myzus persicae (green peach aphid) is the source of this 2776-nucleotide messenger RNA. Its product is annotated as protein scarlet-like. Bases 139 to 2151 code for a protein of 670 amino acids. The record is from RefSeq and is a predicted model, not a curated record. Gene Ontology annotation, cellular component: plasma membrane. The transcript is spliced from 16 exons. Gene Ontology annotation, molecular function: ABC-type transporter activity; ATP binding; ATP hydrolysis activity. NCBI's taxonomy places the organism in Eukaryota, Metazoa, Arthropoda, Insecta, Hemiptera, Aphididae.
CACUUUUUAAAAUUUGUAUUUUGUUUUGCAACAUAAUAUACAUGUAUUAAUAUAUAUUAUUAUAUAAUUCAAAAAAUGCAAUUGAUACUUUUUAUUGUGUUUGGCUUCACACGGUGAACACCUACAUGGCUCAGGUAUAUGAACUGUAGUUUCAAUGAUAAACACACACAGUUCAGUUGCAAUUCGCUCUAUAAAGCCAUUCUCAGAGGUGAAAGAACAUUUUUAUUGAGAAAAAUAAUGGAUUUGGCGUCUACUUAUACCGUAUUUUUCAACACAGACGCACCCAACGAUCACGACCCAUCUUCUCUGCAUUUAUGCACAAACAAUGGGGGCGAAAACAGUGAAAACUGCUUACCAAUUUAUUGGGAAAAUUUAAGCGUACACGCAAUGAUUAAAAAAGACCGGUGGUUACGUUCGAGCAUCACGACUAGAAAACUUCUAUUAAAUAAAGUCGAAGGAUAUAUACCUCCGUGUUCACUUGUCGCCAUCAUGGGACCAAGCGGCGCUGGAAAAAGUACUUUGAUGGCUGCUCUGGCUAAUAAACUUCCAGCCGGAAUUGAACUUGAAGGAAGUGCAAAAAUAGGAAGUCUUUCUGUUAGAAAUUUUGAAAGCCACAAUUUUGGAUUUAUGUAUCAACAUGAUUUAUUCUGUGGAGUUUUAACUGUAAAAGAACACCUUUAUUUCAUGGCUAAAUUGAAACUGGACAGGAGAACAACUGACAAAAAUCUGAAAGCUCGAGUAUUAGCGGUUAUAGAAGAGUUAGGUCUUGGUCAAUGUGCCAAUACUAGGAUUGGGGCUGGAGGAGAAAAUGGAAAGAUAACGUUAUCGGGUGGCGAGAGAAAAAUUGUGUCUUUUGCAACUGAACUUCUUACCGACCCAUCAUUUCUAUUCUGUGACGAACCAACAACAGGGUUGGAUUCAUACAGUGCUCAAAAAGUCAUUAAAGUUAUGCAACGAUUAGUGUCUGAUGAAAAGAAAACUGUUGUCUGUAUAAUUCAUCAGCCUAGUACUGAGCUUUUAAAUGUAUUCAACCAGUUGAUUUUAGUGGCUGAUGGAAGAAUUGCCUAUUCAGGACCACCCAAUAAGGCUAUUUCGUUUUUUGAGAGUGUUGGUUAUCGCUGUCCUGAUAAUUAUAACUCAGCAGAUUUUAUUAUGAAAAUAUUAUCAGAUAGUAACAAAUCUGUAAAUAAAGUUUGUGAUGAAUUUGCAGCAAGUAAACACGCAGAAAUAGUAAAAAAUGCUAUUUCAAAUGAAAUAUAUUUUGAUACACCAAGUUUAUCAGUACGGAAUCACUUAUCACCGUUUUGGCCUGUGAAACUGUACCACCUGACGGGAAGAUAUAUUCUGGAGAAAGUUCGCAACCCCACCAUCGACAUCCACAGGUUCUUGCAAAAAGUCGGAAUCGCUAUAAUGGUCGGCUUGUGUUACUUAGGCACAGUGCAACAGACCCAAGUCGGCAUACAAUCGGUGCAGGGCGUAUUUUUCAUGCUCAUCACUGAGAACUUCUUCACGCCCAUGUAUUCGGUGAUGAAUCAACUGCCCACACAACUGCCCCUGUUCAGGAGAGAGUACACUUCAGGCCUUUACGACGCCCCGACCUUCUACAUCGCCAACAUAUUGUCCUUCAUCCCCACGUUGAUCAUCGAGCCCACGGUGUACACGACAAUCGUUUACUGCAUGGCCGGUAUGCAAACCGAUCUGUAUGGAUAUUUUCUCACGGUAAUCAUCACGAUUCUGGUAAUGGCCGUGUCCACUUCUUGUGGUUACAUGUUCAACAAUAUUUUUGGAUCCUUAUCUUUGGCGUUAACAUUUGUCCAGCCGUUCGACAAUGUGAUCAUGAUCCUAUCUGGAAUAUUUGUGAACCUCAGGAGUGUACCUUGGUUUUUGCAAUGGGUAGUUAAGAUAUCUUGGUUUGAACUUGGGUUCGAAGCGCUUACUAUUCUUCAUUGGCAAAACGUGACAUAUAUUGCGUGUAGCGAAGAUCCGGAUGUACCUUGCCUGAUGGACGGUAGUGAAGUUUUGGAUAAAUAUGAAUUUAAUGUAGCCAAUCUGAUGCCACACAUUUAUUCCAUGAUUUGGCUGUACAUUGGUUUCCACGCCAUAUCAUUUGUGUGUUUCGUAACAAGGGCUCGUCUGAACAAACUGUCCUAGAACGAGAAUUUUAUAUAGGGACUGGUAUUUUUAUAUUUUUUUAAAUUUUAUUAUUUUUAUAUAUUUUUGAUAUCUGCGAAUAAAGCACAUUUUUUUAGAAAAAAAAAAAAAAUGUUUUAUUAAUUUAAACUCAUUCGUAUAAUAAUAUAUUUUGCUAUGUAUACUGUAUAAAUUGGUACCAACUAUGCGUCGCUUAUCCAAUAGGUACAAAAUAUUGUUUUUUAAAACGGAGUAGUUGAACCCUUUAUUUUAUAUCAUUCAAAAGCCAAAUAGGUAUAAAUAUAUAUACAUGCAAUAUGCGUAACAAGGGAGGGGGUCAUCGCUUGCGAAGGGUCAGUUUCGCCUCUUGUUCGCGUUUGUAUUUUGACUGUUGCGACAUUUUUAUAGGUGGGAACCGUAGUCCGAUCGUUUUCUCACAUACCGUCACACUGCGGAGUGAGUCCCUCACCCUUUUUAGCCACGAUAUUACGUAGGUACGUGUGUUUUGCGUAUACACGGGUGCAGCUGCUCCGUCGAUAUUACUGUUAUAACAAUCGCGUCUUAGUCCAUACCCAUUAAUUUUUUUAUUUUUUAUUAUUUUUUUUUUUGCCAAGAGGAGGGAGGUUGAAUCAAAUAUAUAAUAUUA